AUGAGGCUGGACGCCGCCGUCCUGCUGCUGGGAGCGCUGGCCUGCACCGUCGGCGGUCUGGACGUGGACGGCUACACGAAAACGGAGGGAGCCUGGGUUCUGUCUCUCAACAAGCGGCUGUACACCGUCGACACGGCGGCCGAGUGCGCCGCCAAGUGCGACGUGGAGACGUCCUUCACGUGCAGGGCCUUCAUCUACAUCGAGAAGGACCAGGAGUGCUGGACCGCCGCCGCCAACUCCAAGUCCGAGUCCGUCCUGCGCCGAGCGAGCACCGUGCUGUACGAGAAGAACGACUAUCUUCUGGAGUGUGUGAACGGAGUGGGAACCGACUACAGAGGAACCAAAACCAAAACCAAAUCAGGGAAAGUGUGUCAGAGGUGGGAGUCGAAGUACCCCCACAGACCCAACAUCACUCCGCAGACACACCCCCGGGCCGACCUGGAGUCCAACUUCUGCAGGAACCCUGACGGAGACGCUGGAGGCCCCUGGUGCUACACCACCGACCCCAACACCCGCUGGGAGCACUGCAACGUGGCCAGCUGCACUGAGGACUGUAUCCAGUGCAGUGGGGAGGACUACAGGGGGAGGGCAUCCACCACCGAGAACGGCUUCACCUGCCAGCGCUGGGACUCCCAGAAGCCCCACAACCACGGCUACAACCCCGGAGCGCUGCCAGAAAAGUUCCUGGAGGAGAACUACUGCAGGAACCCGGACGGAGACCCAAGACCCUGGUGCUUCACCACCAGUUCGUCCAAACGCUGGGACUUCUGCUCCAUCCCCCGCUGCUCGUCGGAGCCUCCCACCAUCGUCCCGGAGCUGAGCUGCAUCACCGGAGAAGGCGGGGCUUACCGGGGAACCAUCGCCGUGACGGAGUCCGGGAAGACGUGUCAGAGCUGGUCGGCUCAGUCGCCGCACAAACACAACCGCACGCCCGACAACUACCCCUGCAAGGGCCUGGAGAACAACUACUGCCGGAACCCCGACAACGAGAGGAUGCCCUGGUGCUACACCACCGACCCCGAGACCCGCUGGGAGUACUGCAGCGUGCCGCGCUGCGGGGAUUCUCCGGCACCAGACGAGCCGGUGAUCCCCCCCGAUGAGGAUGACUGUUACCACGGCAACGGCGCAGACUACCAUGGCAUCACCUCAGAGACCAUCAGCGGCAAGAAGUGCCAGAUGUGGAACUCCAUGACUCCUCACAGACACAACAAGACGCCGGAGAACUUCCCCUUAGCAGACCUGAAGCGGAACCACUGCAGGAACCCUGACGGGGACCGGUCCCCCUGGUGCUACACCAUGGACCCCAAGGUCCGCUGGGAGUACUGUAGCCUGGAGAAAUGUGCCCCCAAAGAGCCGCCCAGCAGCGCCCCCAAGCCCCAGCCGCCCGCCAGCGCCACCCAGGCCCCGCCCCCCAGGGACUGUAAGGUGGGGAACGGAGCGACGUACCGCGGCCCGACCUCCAUCACCAGCCUGGGCGUGACCUGCCAGGCCUGGAGCGCCCAGAGUCCUCACCAGCACAACAGCUUCACGCCACAGAGCCACCCGGACAAGGGCCUGGAGGGGAACAGCUGCAGGAACCCGGACAACGACGUCAACGGACCGUGGUGCUACACCACCGACCGCGACAAGAAGUGGGACUACUGCAGCAUCCCCGACUGCGUGGGAACCAACUGUGGAACCCCGGCGGUCCGACCCAAGCGCUGCUUCGGGCGGAUCGUUGGCGGCUGCGUGUCUAAAGCUCACUCCUGGCCCUGGCAGAUCAGCCUGAGAACCAGUUCAGGGAUCCAUUUCUGCGGUGGGACUCUGAUCCACCCUCAGUGGGUGGUCACGGCGGCUCACUGCCUGGAGAGGUCCAUGCGUCCGGCGGCCUACAAGGUGGUUCUGGGGAUCCACAGCGAGCGGGGAACCGAGUCGUCCAAGCAGGAGAGGAACCUGGAGAAGAUGGUUCUGGGACCCAACAGAGCCGACAUCGCUCUGCUCAAACUGAGCAGACCUGUCACCAUCAAUGACAAGGUUCUACCUGCGUGUCUUCCGGAGAAAGACUUUGUGGUUCCGAGUGGAACCGAGUGCUACGUGACUGGAUGGGGGGAGACUCAGGGUACCGGAGGCGACGGCGUCCUGAAGGAAGCUGGGUUCCCCGUUAUCGAGAACAAGAUCUGCAACCGACCAUCGUACCUGAACGACCGAGUCAAAGACCACGAGAUGUGUGCCGGAAACAUCGAGGGGGGGACCGACAGCUGCCAGGGCGACAGUGGCGGGCCCCUGGUCUGCAACUCCCAGAACCGUUUCGUGCUGCAGGGCGUCACCUCCUGGGGUCUGGGCUGCGCCAACGCCAUGAAGCCCGGCGUCUACGCUCGCGUGUCCAAGUUCGUCGACUGGAUCGACCAGACCAUCAAGGCCAACUAG
Messenger RNA from Salarias fasciatus (jewelled blenny), 2406 nucleotides. It is a transcript of the gene plg, whose product is annotated as plasminogen. The coding region runs from base 1 to 2406 and encodes 801 amino acids. Lineage: Eukaryota; Metazoa; Chordata; Actinopteri; Blenniiformes; Blenniidae. The record is from RefSeq and is a predicted model, not a curated record. The transcript has 19 exons. Gene Ontology annotation, biological process: proteolysis. Gene Ontology annotation, molecular function: signaling receptor binding; serine-type endopeptidase activity.